CGUUUCAAUCGCUCGAUCACAGAUUGACAUCAUGGACAACCUUUUAGAAAAUCUUGAUUUCACCGAAAUCUGUCGAAGUUGCAUGAUGAAAAAACAAAAGAUGCGACCACUAUUCGGUUCCAGCAUAGAUUCGAUGCUAAUGGCAGUCGCAAAUGUAAAGGUUACUGAACACGAUGGCUAUCCCGCGCAAAUGUGUGUCCAGUGUGUACUACAGGUCAGCAGAUCGUUUGCCUUCAAGCAGCAAUGUGAAAAGACGGAUUCCACUUUGAGACAAUAUGGUACUGUAGUAUUAAGCGACGGCUUGGAUGACGAUUUUCGGCCGGAUCCGGAAAAUCAUGUAAUUAAAGGCGAGAGUGUUGAUACUAACGAAAAACAACAAAAGCUUACCCUGAUAGAGUUGGAUGCCGAUCAAUCGGCGUUGGAAUAUCAAAUCAAGGGCAGUGAUUCGAAUGGCUGUGUUUUCAUACUGAGUGCUACUAUUGAGGAUUCGGAGGUCCCUAUUCAAAGUGAACAAGUACGAGCAGUAGGAAUAGGAGAUGAGAUGAAAUUCAUUGCAUCACUUAACUUGAAUUCCAAUGUCCUGGAUUGCAAUGAAAUUUCUUUGGCUGAGGAAAUCGAGCGCGAUAAUUACGCAAUUUCUGAAGCGAGUAGCCCGACCCUUGUGAAAUCUGAACAUACCGAUAGGACUUCUGGAGUAGCUGCAUUCCCUAAAUUGACUCCGAUAGUAAAAGUUCAUCAAAAGAAGCAAACACCUACCACCGAAGAAGUCGCACCUCCCCCAUACGAUAGAGCAUUAUCUAGUCGCUUCGAGUGUGCGGUUUGUCACAAGAAAUUCUCUGACGCCGGUAAGCUUCGGCGCCACUCGCGUACCCAUUUGAUUGACAAACCGCACGUGUGCAAGGUAUGCGGUAUGUCGUUCGCGGAGAGUUCUAACUUGACGAAACACCAUCGGCGGCACACAGGAGAGCUAAGGAAUGUCGUCGGAAAGCCAAAUCUUUGUUCGGUAUGUGGCAAACGGUUCAAGUGGGCUACAUCGUUGUCGAAGCACAUGAAGCAUCACACCAAGCGGAAGUUAUUCGUCUGUCCGUAUCAGGGUUGCAGCAAGUACUACGUUGAGCAGCGAUCGUUGGACAUUCAUAUGUUUUCACAUGAUGGACAGAAACCGUUCAGUUGUAGCUACUGCAGUAAGGGGUUUACUCAAAAGUGCAACUUGCAGAAACAUGAACGGGUGCAUACAGGAGAGAAACCUUUCAAAUGCAAUGUCUGUCUGAAAAGCUUUGCUCAGAGUGGAUAUCUGGUGAUUCAUCAACGGAUACAUAGUCGCGAGAAACCCUACGGUUGUAAAGAGUGCGGAAAACAAUUUGCAGCCUCUAAUGCCCUAACGGUGCAUCUCCGAUCGCAUAGCGGCGAACGGCCUUACGGUUGUGACGUGUGCAGUAAGCGAUUUUCCCGACAGGAAACGUUAACGAUUCACAAAACUCGGAAGCACCUUAAUGACCGACCGUAUGCAUGCACUUUGUGUUCUGCUAAAUUUGAAUCUACCGACAGUUUAACAACACAUUUAAAAAGAAGUCAUAACGAUCGAUAUUAUCAUAUGUGUCCUAACUGUGGCAAGGUCUUUACGUCUCUGCAUAGUUUAAAGAACCAUCAAAAAGCUCACUAUAAGGAGAACGAAGCAGACGAAGAACAAUCGCAACCGUUAAUUCAGUUUGUAGUCGAUCAGGAGUUGGUUGGACAAACCGUAGAUUUGGAUGCGCUGCAAAGCAGUAGUGUAGUAAAUACCUUCGUGAUAGAUUCUAAUAGUAUGACUCAAUAGACUUAUAGACAAUUUUCUC
Molecule: messenger RNA, 1835 nt
Organism: Sabethes cyaneus
Lineage: Eukaryota; Metazoa; Arthropoda; Insecta; Diptera; Culicidae
Product: zinc finger protein 184-like
Exons: 9
Coding region: 32-1816 (594 amino acids)
Biological process (GO): regulation of transcription by RNA polymerase II
Cellular component (GO): nucleus
Molecular function (GO): RNA polymerase II cis-regulatory region sequence-specific DNA binding; DNA-binding transcription factor activity; zinc ion binding
Source: RefSeq, a predicted model, not a curated record